This is a messenger RNA of Jatropha curcas, 945 nucleotides long. RefSeq names its product ER membrane protein, putative (DUF962). Gene Ontology annotation, biological process: sphingoid catabolic process. NCBI's taxonomy places the organism in Eukaryota, Viridiplantae, Streptophyta, Magnoliopsida, Malpighiales, Euphorbiaceae. Gene Ontology annotation, cellular component: endoplasmic reticulum. The record is from RefSeq and is a predicted model, not a curated record.
UGGAUAAAUAAAAGCAGCCAUCAGCUUAUUCAGCAACUACCCGACAUUGCCAUUUCCGCUAAGAAAGUUCAAAGCCAAAACGCAAGAAAUUCAUUCCGCCUAAGUCUGUUCUUUGAGCUUCUACAACUCUCAUCUCUUUUUCUCCUUUGAUCUAUUUUUUUUUUCCUCUCACCGUUCUCUCAAUUUUCCCGAGAAAAUCCCAAUGGCUAAUAAGGCAGGAAUAUUUGAUUUAGAGACAAACUUUGCGUUUUAUGGAGCUUACCACAGCAACCCAGUUAACAUUUUUAUACACACAUUAUUUGUGUGGCCAAUCUUCUUCACUUCUCUCGUGCUCUUAUAUUUUACCCCUUCGAUAUAUGAUAUAUCUCAAGUUGGAUUUGGUGAUGGCCAUGGCCUGUUGCUCAAUUUUGGAUUCUUUUUCACUCUAAUAUAUGCGUUGUUUUAUGUGGGUUUGGACAAGAAAGCUGGAACUUUGGCUGCUCUGAUUUGCUUUGGGUGUUGGGUUGGUGCUAGUUUCCUUGCUGCACGGCUUGGAUUUUCUCUCGCGUGGAAGGUUGUGCUGGCAGCACAAUUGUUUUGUUGGACUGGACAGUUCAUAGGCCACGGAGUGUUCGAGCACCGGGCUCCAGCUCUUCUUGAUAACCUCACACAAGCCUUUCUGAUGGCUCCAUUCUUUGUACUUCUAGAGGUUCUUCAAAUAGCCUUUGGAUAUGAACCAUAUUCAGGGUUUCAUGCAAGUGUAAAAGCAAAGAUAGAUGCAGAGAUCAAGGAAUGGCAGGACAAGAAACAAAAGAAGUCCACUUAGCUUACGGUCAUCAUUGUAAAAUUAGUUUGUGAUGAUGUAUUAUCAAAAACUAAAUGAGACAUCCAUACUGUUUUUACAGCAAAAUUUAUAUCAUGAUCUUGUUGCCAACAGGAAUAUAUUCGAAGUUACAAAGAAUCCAA